AUGUGCGGGUCAAAAACAGUUCACAUCAAAACUUUUGUUUUUUUGGAUUUUGAAACAACCGGGCUUUUUCCAGAAGAACCACUAAAUCCUCUUUUCUUUCAUCAGAAACCAGGUGAUACUGAAAGAAAUGCAAGUCGUUUGCUAGAUAACUACAUUUCAACAACUAACCCUCGAAAAGCUCCACGAAUAACAGAACUGAGCCUGAUAUCCAUUUCGAGAGCCCGUGUAGAAGGAGCUAUAGCAGAAAUUGCCUCUCAGUAUGGUGAAGAAGAAAGUGCUUCAUUUGAUGCUCCACCAACUUGUCCUGUUGUGAAACUUCCUUGUAAUGUUCAUACUAGACAGAUAAACCCGGAAUUAGACGAAGCCGCAUGGGUUGAGUAUGGGAUGAGAAAGAUAGGAAAGAAUGCACUUAUUUACUCGCGUAACGAUUUAGAAGAGAAGAAUAAGUUUGCUGUUGAGUGGGAAGGUGUUAAGCUGUUUCUUGACCAGUUACCAAAACCAGUUUGUGUACUGGCUCAUAAUGGAAUAAAAUACGACUUCCGUGUUCUUCAUGCAGAAUUGUUAAGAGCAGGCCUCCUGCAGUCAAACCCAUUUUCUUCUGACAUAUAUUUUGUCGAUUCAUAUCUUAUGUUCAUGGAUUUAGAAAAGGAAAUUCACGAUGACCUAAGAACAUUAACCCAAAUAGUUGACUGGAGACUUGUUUCGACUUCGUCAAAGGAUCCUGCCAGUAUUAAUGGCCAUUAUCCUGCUCCAGAGGUAAAUCGUGAGGAUAGUGGCUUUAACGGAAGAAAUCAAAUUUUUCGUUCUUUAUCUACCACCGGAGUUGACGAAACCGUAAAAAUUACAAAAGCGACUUGGCUAGAGCAGUAUUCAACGCCAAAAAAAUCGAUGCCACAAUGCGGAACAUCUAAUGAACAGGCAAAGUAA
This is a messenger RNA of Enterobius vermicularis (human pinworm), 927 nucleotides long. The record is from the annotation of a GenBank genome assembly. NCBI's taxonomy places the organism in Eukaryota, Metazoa, Nematoda, Chromadorea, Rhabditida, Oxyuridae.